GGUUAAGAUGAGUUCCUCCACUGGUGCCACUGUCAGGAAGAAAACAGAAACAAGAGUUGCAGAUGUGGCUGAGAAACUAAAAGACUGGGCAAUAAAUGAAAUGAAGUUUAAUCCACAAGGGAAAUAUGUUAAUUCUAAACUUCCUGAAUAUGAUGAUUUCAAAGAUAUCUGUCGAGGACCAAUGGCUGAAAUCUGGAAAUUUGUUACAGAUAAUGUUUAUUCUGUUCAAACAGUGAAAAAAGUGAAAGGAAACCUGGCCUUAAAAGGUCAUCAAAGGCACAGAAGAUAUGCUGUUCAGCUUCAACCGGGGUCGAAGUUCAAUGAGAGGAAGGAAGAGUUGUUUGAAGAGAGAACCAAUUUAAGCGGUCAGGUCACUAAUUGUAACUCUGAUGUCAAACAUCUAGAAAAUGAUUUACAUAGACUAGAAAAAGAUAUUCUUAGGACAGAACAUGAAUAUAAAUCAACUGUGGAUGAAGUAGAAGAUUUAGAUAAAAAAUCAUGUUUAUUAGAAGUUUUCUCCAGACAAUGCAGUGAAACAGUUUUAAAUUACGACAACUUCAGUGAGAAAAUACAGGCCAAGGCCAAAGCCAUUACGGAAAAAUUACAUGUUGAAUCAUCUGGUCAACCAUUAUUUGUCACCAAAUCUAAACCAUGUGAUACAGGUGAUAAAGGUCUGGAAACUGUCAGUGCUAAAAAUGUUCGUGAAACGUGUGAAAAACUUGAAGGUUUUUUUAAUGAAACGUUACAAGGUUCUUUCACUUCUGAUAAAACUACUUUUCAUCAAAAUAAAGAUCAGUUAUGGAGUGACGUAGAGCGAGUUUUAUCAGAGUUUAGAACACAACAGAUAGUCAGUUCUUUAAUAACAAAUACACAAGAUGCUACACUCAGUCUUCGAGAUAGAACAAAUAAAAUAAACAUCAGAAAAGAUGCAGAAAAUUUAAGAUUUCAGUAUGAACAAGGGGAGUUAACUGAUGUAUCAUUGCCUUCAACUGCUCUACAUAGUGUUAGACAAUUAAUAGAGGAAGGUCAAGUAAAACAUGUCAACAGAUUUUUUGAAUCCGAGAAAUAUAAGAAUCAAGCAUGGCGGAGCAGACAACAAUUGGAAGAAAUAAAACAAAAUAUUGAUAAAAUACUUGUACAGAAAUUUCAGGAUAAACCUGGAGAAUUGCAGUUAGCAAGAAAUCUAAUUGAUACAAAUCUGGCUCUUGCAUCGGAUAGAUCUGGUCUCCAUUGUUCUCUAUCAGAGGCAGAACAAUUACGAGAAUCUAUUAGUAAAGGAAUACAGGAAAAAGAAAUACUACAGGCCAAAUUCUACAAGAUUAAAACAUUUAAAGAUCUGACUGAACAGAAACAGAACCUAAUUCGUGUUUUAGCCAAACAAAACUUAAAUUCAAGAUCUCGUCUUGAUUCACAGCAAACAGAGAUAUCUAACUACAUUAAGAAUUCUCUAACUUCUCAUCACUCAGAUACCAAAACACUAACUGAUGGUCUUAAAAACAGGGUAUCACAAGAAAUGGAUAAAUUCUCUACAUUAUCUCUACCGUAUUUAAUAUACUUGUAUCUAGAUGGUGCUAAUAAAGUGUCUGGAUUGGACCUGUCUAUAAAUCAUUACCAUCAUCCAGCCUGUAUUGCCUCCAGGCAACCAUUACAAACUUUGAUAAAACAUUUGCACUUUCCGACUUAUAAGGCACCAGAAUGUUUGUUACCAUGGUGUUUAAGUAUGAAAACAGAAACAGAUAGUUAUAAAAGUUUAAUGGUUUCACAGAAUACAGCCAGUAGACGAGUUUAUGGUCUUCAAGAUAGAAUAGAUACCAUAGAAAAUAUUACAGCUCAAAUAAAAGAAAAUACUUUAGAAUUGUGUAGUAAAGUAUCAGAACAUGAUAAACAUCAAAUAGAAACAUUAUUACCUCUACUACAGAAGAGUAUCACCCUGGCAACCAAAGGUUUAAAAGAUUGUAGCCAAUUAAAUGAAGAUAUUCAAGCUUGGAUUGAUCAACCAGCCCAGUUUUCUACUCCAUGGCUGAAACAUGAUAAAUACACAUUUAAACAGUUACUAGAGAGAUGGACUGUCUUAUGUACCAGACUCCGACAAAUACAACUACAGAAAUCUGGGGAUACAUAAAUUAUUCCUAAUAUAUAGUCCAGUCCAGAGUUCUCACACCUAACCAUCUGAUGGAAGAACAAUUACUAUUAUUAAUUUAUUUAUGCAGCGUUUCGAAGAGUAUACUCUCAACGUCCCCUAAAGAAUUCUCUUCGAAUUAAAGCAAAUUAGUAAUUCUUCUUCCUUAGGUAUGUGUCCAACUGGAGUUCAUUUCUAUCCAGGUACUAGUUGCCUCUGAGAGGUUUGUAACUUUAUGGGCGAUGCAGGAUGACCAUAUAGAGUUGUUAAUAUUAUUGAAAUAUUUUUUCACCUUACCUUAGUGUAAAUAUUUUCUGGUAUAUUUGUUAAUGUAUGAUAUUGUUAGUUAUUAUUAACUAUCAAUUGGUUUAAAUGCAUUUUAUUACUGUAAAGUAAAAGGAUUGGACAAAAGUUACAUAAACAUACAAA
Molecule: messenger RNA, 2548 nt
Organism: Patella vulgata (common limpet)
Lineage: Eukaryota; Metazoa; Mollusca; Gastropoda; Patellidae
Exons: 18
Coding region: 8-2122 (704 amino acids)
Biological process (GO): spindle assembly; centrosome cycle
Cellular component (GO): centrosome; HAUS complex
Source: RefSeq, a predicted model, not a curated record